This is a messenger RNA of Closterium sp. Yama58-4, 1272 nucleotides long. NCBI's taxonomy places the organism in Eukaryota, Viridiplantae, Streptophyta, Zygnematophyceae, Desmidiales, Closteriaceae. The record is from the annotation of a GenBank genome assembly.
AUGGCUUGCACCGCUUUUGGAAGUUACCUUUUUAGUGCUAGACUUGUCCCCCUCCGCGAUCCUCCCCCCCAACCCGUUGCCUCGUUAUCUCCCAACACAGCCCGUCGCCCUCGCUAUCUCCCUUCCUUUCCCCGUCGCCCUCAUUAUCUCCCCCCUCUCCCCGUCGCGCUCUCUAGCUCCCCCCCUUUCCCCGUCGCGCUCGCUAUCUCCCACCCUUUCCCCGUCGCGCUUGCUAUCUCCCCUUCAAUACCCGUCGAGCUCGCUACCUCCCCUCCUCUCCCCGUCGCACUCGCUAUCUCCUCCCCUUUCCCCGUCGCGUUCGCUAUCUCCCCUCCAAUAGACGUCGAGCUCGCUAUCUCCUCUCCUAUCCCCGUUGCGCUCGCUAUCUCCCCCACUUUCCCCGUCGCGCUCGCUAUUUCCCACCCUUUCCCCGUCGCACUCGCUAUCUCCCCUUCAACCCCCGUCGAGCACGCUACCUCCCCUCCUCUCCCCGUCGCGCUCGCCAUCUCCCCCCUUUCGUCGCCGCGCUCGUUAUCUUCCCCCCUUUCCCAGUCGCGCUCGCUAUCUCUCCCCCCUUUCCCCGUCGCACUCACUAUCUCUCCCCCUUUCCCCGCCGCGCUCGCUAUCUCCCCUCCAAUAGCCGUCGAGCUCACUACCUCCCCUCCUCUCCCCGUCGCGCUCGCUAGCUCCCUCCCUUUCCCCGUCGCGCUCGCUGUCUCCCACCCUUUCCCCGUCACGCUCGCCAUCUCCCCUUCAAUACCCGUCGAGCUCGCUACCUCCCCUCCUCUCCCCGUCGCGCUCGCUAUCUCCCCCACUUUCCCCGUCGCGCUCGCUAUCUUCCCCCCUUUCCCCGGCGCGUUCGCUAUCUCCCCUCCAAUACCCCUCGAGCUCGCUAUCUCCCCUCGUCUCCCCGUCGCACUCGCUAUCUCCCACCCUUUCCCCGUCACGCUCGCUAUCUCCCCCCCUUUCUCGGUCGCACUUGCUAUCUCCCCCCUUUCCCCGUCGCACUCGCUACCUCCCCACCUUUCCCCGCCGCGUUCGAUAUCUCCCCUCCAAUACCCCUCGAGCUCGCUAUCUCCCUUCGUCUCCACGUCACGCUCGCUAUCUCCCCUCUCUGCCGUUUCUCUGACGCUCCCGUCACCCCCGUCGCUCUUCUCCAAUCCUUGCGCCUCUCAUCUUUCCGUUGCCGUCGCCCACCCUCUCCCUUCUGUCACUCUAAUCAUCACUCUCACGCUCUCUCGUCGGGUCAACGUGGACACACUUCCUUUUUAA